Messenger RNA from Xyrichtys novacula (pearly razorfish), 10859 nucleotides. NCBI's taxonomy places the organism in Eukaryota, Metazoa, Chordata, Actinopteri, Labriformes, Labridae. The record is from the annotation of a GenBank genome assembly.
GACGGCUGUUGAUUGGUUCUCAGCCGUAUCCGGUGGGGCAGCGGUCCAGGGCUCGGGAAAAAAAUCGAAGCGAGGAGGAUCUGGUAACGGUACGCCUUGAGAAAUAUUAACCAUCCCGAGUCUCCAACGAAGGGCUCGGCAGGAAUUCACACUUUCUUGUGAGUAUAUUUUAUUUUUCAAAUAAGCGGAUAGCAUGACCUCUGGAUGGGUGAAAAUUGUUUCCUCCGUCUCUCGUUUGUUUAUGAUAGAACUCAAGAUGGCGUCAUUGGAGGAGAGCUUUGCCUUUGCAUAGCGCUAGCAAGCUAUGCAUCAAACUAGACACACUCUAAAGCACAACGUAGGCCCGAUAUUUACGAGAAAAACUUAAAAACAUUCCUUUAUCAUAUAUUUACGAGUCUUAUUCGGUAGUGUAAUACAGUGUAGCUAUCAUUUUAGCAGCAGUCCACUUGCUCUGAGUUCCUCUGCUGCAGCCGCCUCAUGAAGCCUCCUGACCUAGACGGUAUUACAGACAGGACAUUAGCUUUACUCCGUGUUAACAAGCGAAACCAAUCACUCUUAUUUGCUGUCUGAAGUUUGUAUUGUAUCAUGUAUUCUCCAGUAAUUCCCAUCAUCUCUUGUUCAGCAAGGUCAUUUGUGCAUCGCAGUGUUUUCUCUAAUUAAAUUGACAGCCCGCUCCUCAGUAUACAGAGCAGGCGGUGCUGCAGCUUUCACUGGACCAAACACUUGCAUGUUAUUGUUGGCUUUCACUUGAUCAGAUUUUUUUAACACAUGUACCAACUCACUCAUAAUUAAAGGCCUGGUAGAUGAAAUUCAAUUUAUACCACCUGUCUUGACAUUAGUAUCACUUUAACGCUCUUGUGGUAGAUUUAGAUGAAAGUAAACCUGAAAGAGUUUCCAUCAUGAUCCUGGUUAGUUGCAUAAAUAUGCAGGCGUCAUCUUUGAUAACAUGGCAAGUAAUCUUCCCUUUCCCUUGUCAGAUUAGAAAUCACCCGAAUCCUGUUAAUCUGAUGCACAUGCAUGAAACGCUUGCAGGGAUAGGAGGGAUCAGUCUGCUUGCCUGUGUGCUCCAGGGGACCCGAUUACUUAUCUAAACUGCACAUGCUGGGUACAUCGGGGCUUUGCAAGGCCUUCCUGUUUUAGACCACACUGCUAGAUCAAGCUUUCUGAAGAAGCUUAUAUCACAUGAUCUAGGAUCUGUCAAGCUAUUUUGCCCUGCUGCGGUAUGGUGCACUUAAAUGUUAAAACUCCAAGUAUCUUCGUUUUGGUUUGUUUCGGUGUGGACUGACUCUCUGACCUUCCUCUUACUAUUCAUCUCUAAUCAGGCCUGGUCCACAAAAGUGAAAGGCCUCCAUUUAAACUGGUGAAAAGUCAAAUUGUUCGGAGUAAAUAAACCCAGGAUGGAUCUGCUGCCUGGCCUAGUUUCUCAACUGUAGUCAGAAAUGUGUGAUCACAUCAUAUGACCAGUUUUCUAUCCUGACACUGAGGAGCACUCCGACUCCUCCUCAUUGCCAAACAACACCCAUCUCUCAGAGUCUUCUCACUCUGGCUCGAUUUCUCUCACGUUCUCAUGUUUUCUGUCUGUCUUUUUCUCAGCACGACACACAGACAGCCCCUACUCUGUUUUGCCCUAUGCUGUACUCUGAUGAUCUGAAUUAAUUCCCUCCACCCCACCCCCACCCCAUGUAACUGUCCACUCUCUCUCCAGCACAAAGGUUAGAGGUCACAGAGCAGGGUCAUCGUUGUCGUCAUGGCAUCUGGAAGUACGAGCAGCGAGGAGGAGCGGAGCCUGAGGGAGUGUGAGCAGUACGUGCAGAAACACAACAUUCAACAGCUGCUGAAGGAUUGCAUUGUCCAGCUGUGCACCUCUAGGCCAGACAGGCCCAUGGCCUUCCUCAGGGAGUACUUCGAAAGGCUGGAAAAGGUUUGUGUGUGUGUGUAUGUGUGUGUGUAUGAGGUUUUUGGUUUUCCUUCUUGGUCUAAUGGAGAGAGCUGAUCAUCAUGUACACCAGCCCCUUAAUGUCUCAUAAGGAAUCUGAUAUUUCCACCUGAUAGCUGUAUUAUUUAUUAAGGCCCGACCAACAUGGUUUUUUUGGGGCUGAUACCGAUUAUUGGGCCGAUUAAUCGGCCAAUUUUUUAAAAUUUUUAUGAAGUUAUAAUAUAUAUACAUACUGUAGAUAUCUACAGUAUACUAUGUACUGUAGAUAUACUGUAGGCUGUAGCUCGAUCACUUAACGUGUACUGCUGUUUAUUCUACUGUUACUGGCACGGCUAACAGUGUAGCAAGGCUAAUAGCAGAUGGCUAACUCUAACUUUAGCUUGCAUAUCACAUGGUGCUUCACCGUUCACUUGGCGUGACCGAGACCAGCACAGCGGGGAACUUCUACUUCACAAACUGGUUCAUUUACUGUUGAGGCGAACCACUCUCCUCCGUGGUUCCCUGAGCUGCCUGCAUCAGAUCCGUCACUCUGCUGUGCUGUGAGGUUAGUUCGUGGAUGAAGAUUGUCAUGAGGUCGUUGCGCCAUCUACAGGAUAAGUCGGGGGAUCUUUUCAAACAGUGGAACAUUUUCAAAGUGAAACCGAAUCUUAUUCUCCGCAUUUUAUUUCUGAAAAUAUCGUCAAAAAUCAGCAAGUUUUGCCCGAUUACUGAUUAGUCUCAAAAGGGCUAAAAUUGGCAGAUUUAAUCAGCUUGCCGAUAAAUCGGUCGGGCCCUAAUAUUUAUACUUGCUCUGGCUUUAUUUUCUUUUCAUUUUUCAUUCAAGAACCCUCAGAAGUUGCCAUGAACCUCAGUUGCAACCAACUAAUAGCAUGCUAAACCCGAGUGUGAUAACAUCUUUUGUGACAUGAGAUUUGCAAUACAAAAAUUUUUGUCAAGGUGAUAAGCUGUCUCACAAGAUCAGCACACAGUUACAAAAAGAUAGCGCUUGGUGGAUUUAUCAUUUUGAACCGUAUUCAAAAAAUUACUCCAAUGUAAUUGCAGUGCUGUAUGUGUGGUGAAAAAGGCACUUCCAUAACAACUAAAGAAUUGGAAAAAGUGAGAAGAUAAAAGAAAGUCAGAACUUGUUCUUGCUAUAAAUAGUCACUGAGGCUGAGAGACACAGAGGUAAGACUUGGUAAUAACAGGCUACAGUCGGGUCGUGUUGACAGCUUUCAAUAGUAUUGAAAAGAAGACGUAAAUGUAGAGUGGAAAAACUGACUGACUGUGUUUCCACCUGCAGUACACAGUGAAUGGCCCUUUUAGACGUAAAUCUGAUCAUUCACAACCGUCUAAGAUUAGAGUACUGCUUAGGUGAACUAGUAAACAUCUCUCUGCCUUUAAUAAGCGCCAUUGGACUAACAUGUCCCUGAUGGCACUUUUACAGGGCUUAUGUGUCGUCUUUACUGCGUUUGGGUCAUUCAUACUCAGAAAGCAGAACUGAAGUGACAUUUACUGUAAGAUGAUGGCCAGUGAAAACAUUUCAAAAUUGAAUAUAUGUUUUAUAUUUUGUUACUUCUGUUUGAAAGAAAAUACUUUUACCAUUUUUUUAGUAGUGGUAAAAUCUCGUCUCGUCUUGCUCUCAUUAGUCUAAUCCUGCUUCUUGUCUCGUCUUUUGAGCCGAAUGUCUCAAACACCUAAACUAAAGCUGCACCAGUCACAGUUUUACUCCAGCUCGUUCAUGUAUGUCCAGUUCAUCAUGUUUCAUUGUUUCAGCUGUUUGAGCACUUUGUUUUCAUUUCUGUGCAACUAAACCAAGUGAACAUAUAAGAUGUAUUCCAGGAACCAAUCAGCUUUGAGUAAAGUACAGAAUCUUCAUCUAGCAAUCUCUGUGAACACUGUAACGUAUAAAUGUAAAAAAGAACAAAAAAGGUUGUUUUGAUGGUGCUGUUGAUAGUCUCAUCUGACACCUGCCAGGCAUCAGCAUUAAAACCACCUGUGUAGAAAUAACUUAUCUUCUCACUGAUGGUACUUUGCUUUUGCAAUACAGGAAGAGGCCUCAGUAUUAAUGUCAGUGGGUUUAACGAUCAUCUAAAUCUCCUCACGGGACCCUCACUUUGAAACAACCAGAUUAAUUUCAGGCAAUACUUCGAAAAGUCAAAAAGCCAAAGCAGGCCUUGCAUGGUUUGGAUCAAAUGUAUUAGAACAAGUGACACUCGGGUGCUUUUAUUGUGGUGAGAAAGACUUGACCCUCAGAGGGUUUUAAUUCAUGAGAAGUCUUUAUUUCACCACACAAAGAGGCUCAUCGUAGCAGUUACUGGUUCAACUCCCUGCCUCGACCCUUUGCUUCGACCCUCACUCUCUGCUGCAAAAAUGCCCCAAAAUAUAACCUCUGUUUUUUAAAAAUGUGCUGGAACAACCUUUUUUUCAGUUAUUGAUUAUACAGCUGUAGAUAAAAGGUACAGAAGAUUUUCAACCUGGAUUUGGAGGGUUAGAUUGUAUUUUUUCUGAAGUCCAUGGGCCAGACUUUGUUUGUUUGUUAAUAAGUAGACUAACUGUGUUUCAGAGUUGAGGAUCAAGAGACCAUGCAGCGGGACAUUAGUGUUUCCCUCAGGUAAACAAGCUGAUGCAGAGUCACAUGAGCUACCAUGCACCUUGGUAGAUAGAAGAGAGGUCACUGCACAUCAUGACUUCGACCUAAGCUAUCCUAAAUCAUUUGAAAUUUUCUGUUGCGGGCCCAAAAUUAUGGAACGAGCUACCCCUCCAAAUCAGACAAGCCCCCACACUGUCCAUUUUUAAAACUCGUCUUAAAACCCAUUUUUAUUCAUUGGCUUUCAACCCUGCAUGAGACUCGGCUCCUGUUUUAGUGUUUUAUGGUUUGUUUUUAGUUAUUUGUUUCUAUUGUUUUUAAAUUAGUUUUUAAAAACAUUGAAACUAUAUUUUACUUUUUAAUAUCUGCUUUUAUUUUAUCCAUUGUCUUAAUUAUUUUUUUUACGUCUGCGUUGUUUUGCCUAUUUAUGUACAGCACUUUGUUCAGCUGUGGUUGUUUAAAAGUGCCUUACAAUAAAGUUGAGUUGAGUUGAAAUAGACAGCAUUUUGGUUUCUACAUAUACAAUGCUCUAAUGCAGGUUUUUCAACCUUACAAGGAUGUUUGCUAAGAAUAACUAAAGAAUCUUCAGACUGAGUCAGUAAUGAUAAAGUUAAAUAACUAUUAAUUUUUUGAAUUCAUAAAGUUGCCACCUAGCCAAGCAGUUAAAGCGCAUGCCUCAUUUACUGAGGCUUCAGACUUUCUCACAGCCGCGUCUUCCUGUCUGACAAAAAACCAAACCAAACAGUUAUUUAAAAAUGUAGAUUUUUUGUUUCUGACGGAUGUUUUGAGUCUAGUUGUAUUUUUUCGAAGUUGAAACUUCAGUCUUUACAUCAUGAAGCAUUGUGUCGAGCUGAAUGGAUAAACGGUGCUCUAUGAAUAAUCCUGGAUUGAACUUGGUUGAACUCUACCUUGGAUAAACCUGACGGUCCACUGACUUCUCUCCUUCCUUCCCUGUCUUGUUCCAGGAGGAGGCCAAGCAGAUCCAGAACCAGCAGAAGGCCAGUUCUCGCUCAGACUCCCGGGAUGAGGAGGUGUCACCUCCCAUGAACCCCGUGGUGAAGGGUCGCAGGCGGAGAGGAGCAUUUAGUGCAGAGGUUUACACAGAAGAGGAUGCAGCCUCUUACGUCAGAAAGGUAGACACAUGCAGACCACACUCCGUUUCUACGCCAUCAGUUUGACAAUAGACAAGUAGUGCGAUGACUUCAAUGUGGUCGAAACUUUGAAGUGACUGACAUCUUUACUCAAGUCGUUCCUGUUUGUUUUUCUCAGGUCAUUCCGAAAGACUACAAGACGAUGGCAGCCUUGGCCAAAGCCAUUGAAAAGAACGUUCUUUUCUCACACCUGGACGACAAUGAAAGGAGGUACCUGUCCCUCCAAAGAUGAUUAUUCUUUAAAGGUUCAACUAAUAACAUUGGGAUGAUUGUAUUAACCAAAGAUUGUGUUCCCUUUCAGUGACAUAUUCGAUGCAAUGUUCCCAGUUACCUACAUUGCAGGAGAAACGGUUAUUCUACAGGGUAGGGUGGCAUUUUUCUUUUUUUUUUUUUGGAGUUUAAUGUAAAAAAAAAACAAAAAACUUUGUUAGCAUAGUAGCAUGUGAUGCUAACAGUAUUCAUUCUUUAUCCAGGUGAUGAGGGAGACAACUUUUAUGUUAUUGACCAAGGGGAGAUGGACGUGAGUUUGAUGUCAUAGAUUUCUAAAAAGCAUUUUUAAGCAACUAACAAACCCAGAAGUUUCACACUCUGUUGUUGUGGUUUUUGUGUUUUCUUGCAGGUGUACGUGAACAAUGAAUGGGUGACCAGCAUCGGGGAGGGCGGUAGCUUUGGUGAGCUAGCCCUGAUAUACGGCACCCCGAGGGCAGCCACAGUCAGAGCUAAGACCAAUGUGAAGCUGUGGGGCAUCGACAGAGACAGCUAUAGGAGAAUACUUAUGGUGAGGAGAGGAGUUUGUGUGAUAUUUAAGCCAGAGCCAAAGUGUGGUACAGAUUGUUCCAUUUGAAUGCAGUCACACUGAAAGAGAAAUAUCGAUCUUUUUUAUUUUUCAGGGAAGCACUUUGAGAAAGAGGAAGAUGUACGAGGAAUUCCUCAGGAAAGUGUCCAUUCUAGGUGAGUUUGCUUUACAAAACCAGCCUCAACACAAAAUACGAAAAUAGAUAAAAAGGAGCAAAUAUCUCUUUUGGUGUUUGGAUUUAAAAAUAACCAGAGAGAGCUUAAAAUAGCUCAAAACGAGGCUGAUAACAGGUACAGAUUUUUGUCGUUUCAUCUGACUCUUCUCUGUGUCCUGUCUUUGCUUCAGAGUCUCUGGAUAAAUGGGAGCGUCUGACGGUCGCUGACGCCUUGGAGCCCGUUCAGUUUGAGGAUGGUCAGAAGAUUGUUGUGCAGGGAGAGCCUGGAGACGAGUUCUUCAUCAUCUUGGAGGUAAGCCACCUCUCACACUCACAUGCUUUGAUGAAUGUUGAGUUAAAAUGGCAGAAUUUUAUCUCUUAACUCUGUGGUGUCUCAAAAAAUCUCAUGAAGCUCUUCUACAGCUGAUUGUUGUAUUUCCUUUUAUUCAUUUACAUGAGAGGGACAAUGCAAAUGCCUGUUACAAACCAGCUGUUGUCACUGAUGUUUUGCAUAAAGAGAUGGUAGCUGGGGCAGUGUUGGAUCCACAUGUGGCUUGCUGUUGUUUCAUUUUAACUUUCUCUAUUGCUUGUCAACCACACAUGUGCGCCCUCUGGUGGGGAAAUGAAAACAGCCCAGAGCUGUGCGUCCUUUAGGCCAGAAACUAAUAUAUUAAUUGAGGAAAUACGAAUUUGCUUCUCUUGAGGUUCAAAUAGGACAAAAGUAAUUUCUAUAAAGUGUAUAUUGUGAGAAACUUUUCCUUUCUUCAGUUUUUCAGAUAUUUGUUUGACAGUCUGAUGAAUUGGUCACUUGAGAAAAAAAAAUCUGGACUAACAUUGAUCAACAAUUUUCAAAUAAAUAUUAAAAAAUAAGCUUUAACAGCGUUAGUGUUGUUGAAUUAUUUAAAAAAAAUAAACAGAAAAAACAAGAAAAGUGAAAUUCAGUAUCAAAGUGAUGUCAAUGCCAGCAUACAUGAGAAGAUUUCUUUAAAUAGAUUGAUGUGUAUUUAUUUCCUGCCCAAGAUCGGAUAUCUUCUUGGUUCCGUGUUUUUUUAUGUGUCUAACUGUUAAAAAUGUACAAUUUUAAAGACUUCAAGGACCCUAAAUCUAAAGUUGUGGCUAAAUAAUCAAUACAACUCCCUCACCUCUCAGCACUAGAGUUACGAGUCAGUCUAACAGAUUAUUAGUAUUUCUGUCUUUCCUGGCCUGAAACUCCGUCCAUAUGUUGUUGUGCACCCACUAGCUGGGGCUGCAGCUCUGGCGAACGGCUGCUGCUAUGAUGCCAUAAUGUUCUUUCCUCUCAGACUAAACAAGCACGGCUGACAGAAGGCAUCUUGGUGCAGUUUGGCAGUGUUUGGAUCUAGAAAAUAGAGAAGUUGUGUGUUGGCUGUAUCAGAAACGGCAUAUUUAACUACUGGACUGGAACAAAAAUGGACUGUUCAUCAUUAAAAAUGCUCAGAAGUUUAUAUAAUCGAUAAAUGCAUUAUAGAAGAUUUAUCAGAGUUAACUUUAAGUGUUAUCAUUUACUAAAUUGUGUUUGUUCUUCAGGGCUCUGCAGCCGUGUUGCAGCGUCGCUCAGAGAACGAAGAAUUUGUGGAAGUGGGGCGGUUAGGACCAUCCGACUACUUUGGUAAGAACUGCAGUCUUGAUACAGCAGCUCAGUCUCGUCUGUAUUUAGAAAAUGUCUUUUUGUAGCUCCAUGAUAUUGAAGGAUGUCAGCUUCUAUGGUUGAUGAGCGGUGUGUGUGUGUGUUUGUUCUCUAGGUGAGAUCGCUCUGCUGAUGAACCGUCCUCGUGCAGCCACUGUGGUCGCCCGCGGCCCCCUGAAGUGCGUCAAGCUGGACCGGCCUCGCUUCGAGCGCGUCCUGGGCCCCUGUUCAGACAUCCUCAAACGUAACAUCCAACAGUACAACAGCUUCGUGUCGCUCUCUGUCUGAAGGGGGCGCUCUCCCUCUAUUCCACCCUCCUUCUCCCUCCACCCUCCUCCCUCCUUUUAGACCCAGGGUCCACCAAUGCAAUUUGCUUUCCUCGUCACUUUCUUCUUCUCUUUUUUCUGUUCGCUUUCCUUUUUUUUUUUUUUCCCACUUUCCACACGGAGAUUGAUUUUAUCGUUACCACCCCUCAUGCUGAGGUGACUUUCAGCCAUUCACCAGCGCUUGUACCAGCUGCUGUAUGCUACCUUGUAGGCACAGUUACAUCACAUGUUACCUAUGUUAAAUAUAAAUGUACUUGCUGGUUAUGCUUUCUUUUUUUCGAUGUAAACACAGAGCGGGAUUGUUAGGAGAUCUGGAAGACAUUAGGGUCUCGGACUGAUAAGACAGGACAAUCAACCUUUACACGGCGCUUUGGGGAGUUUGUUACAGAUUUGCGUUUGUAGAUUGAAGUGAAGAGAGGACUGCUUUUCCCGUUACACAGUUUUCAUCCUGCUUGAUUAAUCAGCAUAGAAACAAAACUAGAAGCUGAAGAAAGUACGUGAUCGCAUCAGUUUUUUCGCUUCAAGGUUUCAGCUGUUUGAUGGUUGGAGUCUGUUUUAGGAGUCGGCUUCGCUUCUUUCCAGAGAGCCCUCAGAACUUUUCAUUUAAAUGUGCAGCUACCAGGCUAGUGCCAAAAGUUGAUUGUCGUCCCACCGUAAGGAUGCAUAGCCGUGGAAAACGCAGCGCAAGUUCUCUCCCCUUCGUACCUGAGGCUCCAAACAGGAUGUAGUUAUCACCCUUCUUACUGUCCUUCGAAUGGGUAGAACAACCGUACAUGAACUGCCUUGACAACUCUGAGGGAAAAAUAUAUUUAAAAAAAAGAAAGUAAAAAAAAAAAAAAAGAGUAUUAAGUGUAUUUCAGUAUUGAAUUUUUGUAGUAUAAACCAAAUAACUUGGUCACUCUUCUGCUAUGGUUUGUAAUCAGAAAUGUUAUCAUAGUAUAGUAAAAUGAUCAUAGUUCUAUUAUUAUCAUUGACUUAAUGAUGAGCUUAUAAUUUGGAGUGAUGGUGAUCUUAAAUAAAAUAUGUUUAACUGUCUUUUGUAAACACUUAUUUUUCCAUAAAUUCUAUUUUAGGUGUCCAGUGCCACAAAGUAAAAAAAAAAAAAAAAAGCUUCUUCUUGUCAAACGACAAACCAGUAUGUAAUCGUAUUGUGUAAAAACAUCAUGGGAUUGAAGUUUUAAACGAAAUCUAAAGGCUAGAUUCCAGGUUUAUUGAAGUGACGUCUUGAAAGGAGAUUGUUUUAUGGAAUUCAGGACAUGAGAAGUAUUUAUGUGUGAAAGCAUCACAGGCUGAGUGAGUGGAUAUUUAUUUAAAAACUUGUGUCAUUGCUUCUUGCCUGGUGAAAAGGUGGCUGUCUUUUCAUCAGCAUAGCUUGUGAUCUGUUUUCUCUAUGCUUAUUUGGCAUGAUGUAUUAGACAUCCACUAAUCCGGUAUGAAUGGAGGCGUGUAUUUAAAAAAAGAAAAAGUGUUUCCUGCAUCGGCGGGAAUAAUUGGUUUGUUACUCCCUAGCUUAACUGCUUCAUGACUAUUUAGAUGACAAAAUGUUCCGUCUCUGUCUUUUUUUUUUUCUUCUUUUUUAAAAGAUCUUUACCAAAUCACACAUUGUUGACUUCUGGAUUAAAGGCUUAACUCUUCAUUCCUGCCUCACUAGCUGUUAACAGAAACAUUCAUGCGUCUGUUUUUGUCUCAUUCAGAGCAAUUUUACGCGCUUAGAAUUGAGAUGUGUGUUCGUGUGUGCAAAAAAGAUUUGAUUUUGGUGCCGAUUGCAGGGUAGUCACAUUAGUGAGAGAAGUUUUUGUGAAUGGAAAUGAGUGUAUAUUUUUUUUUCUUUAUUGUUUAAUUGAUCAUCUUUAUCCGACCCCUCUUUAACUGUGAGGAUCUUCUUUUGGAUUUGGUUACAUGUUGAUUUGUUUCCAUAUGUCCCGAUCCAAAGGGAUGGAUAGUUUCUUGGCGAGGGGUUCGUGUCAUCCUGUCAGAACACAGUUUUCAUGUAAAUAACAGCAUCAUCAGUUUUAGUCCAAAAUGUCACUCUGCAAUCGUCCCGGUUUGCCUUAGCUUACCUAACCUGGGCUUUCAGUAGUCGUCGGUCACUCCUGCUAGCCCGAAAACCUUCAGUGAGUUUGUUCGGCCCGCAGCGCAGAGAGCUGCAGGCGACCAGAGGACCAUUCUUUUUCUAUUCUACCCUGUAUUCAGUUUGACCUCCUCUAUGUGCAAAGAUGUUUAUCCUUUUGGUAUAGAUUGUUCCAGAUGGCAGUUUAAGCAAUAAAAAAGUAAAAAUAACCCAG